Leptomonas pyrrhocoris is the source of this 4632-nucleotide messenger RNA. RefSeq lists its product as hypothetical. Gene Ontology annotation, cellular component: mRNA cleavage and polyadenylation specificity factor complex. The transcript has a single exon. Bases 58 to 4632 code for a protein of 1524 amino acids. NCBI's taxonomy places the organism in Eukaryota, Euglenozoa, Kinetoplastea, Trypanosomatida, Trypanosomatidae. The record is from RefSeq and is a predicted model, not a curated record.
GCUCCAUAGUUCGUAUAGGACAUUUAACUGCUGCUCUUCGUAUUUGCUGUGGUGGCCAUGCAGGCACUUCUUGCUCACAUCGAAGAGGCCGAGGAUGUGGGCUCGCUAAAUCUCGCCUGCCUCCACGAGCUCCGCGGUGUGGAGGACGCACGCGAAACGAUUGAGCUGCUUCUGGACGCCUACAACAGUCUCAGCGGCACGGCACGGGAAGUCCUCCAGAAGCAGUGUGUCCUGCGCAGUCUGGCAGAGCUGCUGGAGACUGUGCAGAGCCGCCACACAGCGCUCUCCGCCCCCGCUUCCUCGGCUCCUACUACACUUUCCACCUACGCCGCCUUCUGGCAGCGUCACCUGCAGCACCAUCAGCACAAGGUGCCGACCGUAGAGGCAGACUCGCAGUGGGUCUUGACACCCGACGACCAUCUUCUCCUCUCCAUGUUUCUCAACGAGACGGCGACCACGACGGACCAGCGCGCCUUCCACUACUGGAGCCGCGCCGCCGUGGUUCUCUUCCCUCUCGCCACCGCGCUUGCCUAUCCGAUGGCGCUCCCCACCGGCCACCACCAGCACCGAGGCGACAAGAGUGUCCAUGCGGCAGCAGACGACAACGACGAGGAGGCGGAGACGACGCGGGCGUCGCUUGAGUCGGAGCUGCACUCGAUGCGGGAGAUCAUCGCGAAGCGCUUCACCACCUCCAUCGACAACGUGCGACGUGUGACAAGCUACGACGACGCACGGCGCUGCCAGCAAAGGGGUGUAUGGGCGCUCGUGGGCUGCCUCGCACACCCAACCGCCGGCGCACGCGUCGCGGAGGAGCUCGAAGCAGCGGUGGACGGCAUGCUGCAGCCGCUCCAUCGAGCCCUGCAAGAGCAGCUGAACGCGUAUGCGGGCAAGGCGGAUGGCACGGGAGCCGCCCGAGGAGGGGCACACAAGACAACCUCGGCGCUGCUCUUGACAGCGCUGCUGCAGGACGUGGAGGAUGUUUUGUGGGCGAUACCGCACGUGCUGGAAGGCGUCACCGACAGCAGUUCCUCCGCUGCCGCAUUGGAGCAGCUCUGUGCGCGUGUGGCGACCUCAACAACGGAGUCGCUGCUCAAAUUUGCGCAGCAGUACAUCGCCCACCGCCAGCAGCGGCAGAUGGAGUCGAUGGAGGAGGACGGUGCCGAUCGCUUGGGUGCUGGUGGGAGCAGCGGUGGCGGUGCGGCGGGCGGUAAGUUGAAGGACAUCUUUCGCGUCUACCACGUUCAACGGAGCGUGCAGCGCGUACUGAGUGUGGCGCUGCAGCUGCGCCCCACAACACCCAUUGUCGCCCAAAAGAAGACCGGGGCGGCGGCGGCGGACUUGUUGCUGGUGAGCGAUGCGGCGUUCAGCGGCCUGCAGGCGGCGGCGUCUGCCUUUGGCGGCGUGGUGCACGUGACGGAUCCCUUUGUGCUCUCUGACCCAUCGAAUGUGGUGGAGGGGGAGGCGACGUGUGCGGCGGACACUACCACCGCUGCAGCAGCAACAGCGCUCUCUGAGCUUGGACAGAGUGUGGCGGAGUCGUGGGCGGACAGCACAGUGGGUGGCGGACGCCUGCGGGACUGCCGCUCCAUCUUGGCGGCGCCGCACCACCUCCCGAGCGGUCCGGCCGGCGUUGAUGGCGGCGGCAUUUUGGCCGGCGGUGGUGGCGCGGACGGCGACUUCGACUUCUUCAAUGAGGAGGCGGCGACGCUGCUGGGCCGUCGAGAAGCCUACCUCAAGACAUCCCUGGGUCCUGUCACGGCCUCGGCACUGGUGGACAUGGUGAUGCUUACGGUCUCGCAGAUGGACUUCCUCAGCGAGGACGCCAUGCAGGAGCUGCACCGUCGUGGGUUGGAAGAGAUGCAGCUUGUCGCCGCCUACCAGGCGCAGCGCGAGGAAGUCGAGAAGCUCCGACAGAUGGAGCGGCAGGGCGUGGAGGCCAUCCCACCCGGGAAGCUCAUUGAGCACGUGAAGGACAGUGUGGCACUGCACACGCGGGGGGUGCAGAUUCUGCGGCGCGUCUCGGCCCGUGCGCGGCUGGAGCGGGCGGCGUUCAGCUCCGUGUUGAGCGCCUACGCCCACGUCCGCGGCGAGGCGGAGGCGCGGGUUCGGCAGACGCAGGCCCUCAUUGCGCGCUGCCUCGUGCAGCUGCCACCGUCGCUGGCGGACAGUGCGAUGGACGAACUGCUGCUGAGCUUGCGCAAGGAGCUGGCCAAGGCCCGUGCACUGAAGGAGAAGGCGGAGGCAGCGGCGGCAACGGCGAGCUCCAAUGCCGGUCUGACCAUUCUCUUUCAGGACCACUCGUACUACCAACUCACCCUGCAGGCCCUCUUCAUGUUCUACGCCACCCAAGCACCGAUUGAGGAUCGCAGUGGGGUGCUGAACAGCGCCCUGAUGCUGGGCGGCGCGAAUCUGGACGAGGAGGGGAAUGAGGACGGUAUGGCUGGCGGCGGUGUGGGAGGGGAGGCGCUACACACGGCCGCGCGGCUGUCCAUCGAGGUGGACAGUCCGAUUGCCUUCCUCUACGACGACGACGUGCAUCGCGCCUCGUACGACGUGGGGAGCAAGCGGCCUCGCGAAGCGGCAGAGAACGCAGGUGGAGAGGACGACGGCGCUGCGGGUAACGUGAACUCGUCGGAGCGUGUGUUCGGGUUUUUGAACGACACCGUCGCUGCCCCGUCCACCUACAGUCACGUCCUGUGCCGCGUGCUGGAGCUCAUCUUGGCGGCGCGGCUGAACUCCAUUCUGGUGGACGUGCUCCUGCAGGCGCCUGUGCUGACCCGCUACGUGUGGCACCACCUCUACAAAGACUUCUGCCUCUCUGCGGACCGCACCCGGUGCGUGAUUGGGAUGGGCCUCGUGCGGGCCCUCGCGGUGCUGCGGCCGGUGUAUCGCACGUGCGCCGUGAACAUUCUCCUGCAGCUGAGCCUCAGCACACACGCCUACGCACGGCGGCUCGCCAUCACGGCGAUCGACGCACUCCUCUCCGCCACCACCGCGCAGGGUGCCCCUCUGUUGGAUAAAGCGGCGGAGACGCAGAUCGUGCGGUACGCGAAGACGCAGCUGUUUGCGAUCCCGGCCUAUCAACGCAGCGGCGCCGCGUCGAAGCUCAAGCGGGCGCACGAAGACGACGAGGAGGGACAGGCCACCACAGCCGGCGCUGCUGCAGCAACAACCAGCAGUAGCGAUGAGGCAGCCGCGAAGGGCCGCGCACGCAUGUCGGUUGUACUGGAACGCCACCUCGGUCUUUUCCUCAUGCUCUGCGCCCGUCAGCCCCGCGACCUCUUUCCCGCCCUGCUCGAGGUUUUCCAGCAGUGCGUGGAUCGUGAGAACAUCACGAUGAUGCAGCUGCUGCCCGCGAACGUGGAUGUGCGGCGCAUGACGCAGGACCUCUUCAAGGCCGACGCGGCGACGUUCGUCUCAGCCGUGCUGCCUCUGUUGCGGAAACGGUGUAAGGAGGCACGUCCGCUGGUGCAGGCGAUGCUGUGGGCCGUGCGGGAGCAGCUCGGGACGAUGGCGCGGGAGGCUUCCGCAGCCGCUGCGGCCCUCGCAACGUCUGCGGACGGCAUCGACCCCGCCAGUCAGGCAUCCGCUGCGGCAUCACUAGAAGCGCUGCGCAGCAUCAGCACUGCAGUGGUGGGUCAUGCAAAGGCAAUGUACGAGCUGAGCGGCAUCCCGCUUGGUGACUCCAGCACCUCCCACUCCCUGCCCGACAUCCGCUACGUCGCCCCCUUUCUCGGCUUCCUCUCCGCGAAGGAGCUGCGGCAGACGUACCUGAAAAGCUUCCUCCUGUUUGUGCAGGUGCAACUGCAGUUUCAGCGGCGCUACCACGGCGCCUUCCACCGCCUGCCGGCACGCGAGCGCACCUACGUGCUGGAGGCGACGGAGCUGCGUGCCUUCCAGAUUCAGGUGCUGCGGGAGGUCUUUGUGAAGUGUCCGGUGGCCUUCCAGGACGGCGUCGCGCGUGGGCUGACGCUGGUGAACUUCUUCGUCUUUUUGCAUCGCGCCCCGCAGGAGAGCCAGUCGAGGUCGAGCGCCCUCCACGGCGGGCUGCACCUUGGCCAAGGGGGGCUAGGCGCGGAUGCCGGUGCCACCGGCGGCAUCCUGGACGGCCUGCACGACGGCACGCCGAACGCCCUCACCUCGCAGAAGGAGAAGACGGAGGAGCUGCCGCCGAUCAGCGUGGGAACCACCAAGGAGGUGGUGAGCCUGUGCCUCGAGCUCACUCGCAGCUUUGACAACACGACGUCGGAGCGGCUCUACGGACCGGCGGAGGUGCAAAAGGCCUUGCAGCUGCUCAUGAAUCCCCCGCCGGUGCCGUCACAGCUCAUGGCGACGGUGCUGGAGGCGGCGGAGCUUUUCAUGCGCACCCGCAACAUCGACUUCAUUAAGUUCGUCGUGCAGACCGUCUUGACGCCGCUGGAGCGGGCCUCGGUGUGGGACACCGACCCGAAGCUGUGGAAGGGUGUUAUUCUCUUUACGGAGUGCUACUACCGGGAGAGCAGCAACUUUUUGGUCAAUUUGCCGGAUCAGGUGCUGACGCAGGCGCUGCGCGAGCACCCGAACUUGUGUGCGCUGUUUACGAAGGAGCACGGCAACAACGCCUCGUUUGGUCACAUUCUGGGAAGUCUGUAG